Messenger RNA from Aptenodytes forsteri (emperor penguin), 2046 nucleotides. RefSeq names its product block of proliferation 1 (gene BOP1). The coding region runs from base 1 to 2046 and encodes 681 amino acids. Gene Ontology annotation, biological process: ribosome biogenesis; maturation of LSU-rRNA from tricistronic rRNA transcript (SSU-rRNA, 5.8S rRNA, LSU-rRNA). Gene Ontology annotation, cellular component: PeBoW complex; preribosome, large subunit precursor. Lineage: Eukaryota; Metazoa; Chordata; Aves; Sphenisciformes; Spheniscidae. Gene Ontology annotation, molecular function: protein binding; ribonucleoprotein complex binding. The transcript is spliced from 16 exons. The record is from RefSeq and is a predicted model, not a curated record.
AUGGAGCUGCGGACCCUGCGUGCUGUGUGCAGUUUAGAAUUUUACAUUGCAUCGACACUGCUCGGGAGCUUGGGGAGAGCAGAGGCCCAAGGGGCUCCCAGGAAGAGCAAAAUCUUGGAGGAUGAUUCGUCAUUGCAGGAAAACGCGGGUCUGCUUGCUCAGAAUGAAUAUGAAGAAGACAGCUCGGAUGAAGAGGACAUUCGCAACACAGUGGGCAACAUCCCCAUGGAGUGGUACCAGGACUUCCCGCACAUCGGCUACAACCUGGAGGGCAAGAGGAUCUAUAAGCCCAUCCGGAACAAGGACGAGCUAGACAUGUUCCUGGAGAAGAUGGAGAACCCCGACUACUGGCGAACGGUCCAGGACAAGAUGACGGGUGCAGACAUAAAGCUGACAGACGAGCAGGUGGACCUGGUGCAUCGGCUCCAGAAAGGGCAGUUUGGGGAUGUCCACUUCAAUCCCUACGAGCCAGCCGUUGACUUCUUCACCCACGAGGUCAUGAUCCACCCGGUGACAAAUCGCCCGGCGGACAAGCGGAGCUUCAUCCCCUCCCUCAUCGAGAAGGAGAAGGUCUCCAAGCUAGUCCACGCCAUCAAGAUGGGCUGGAUCAAGCCCCGUAAGCCCAAGGACGACACACCUACAUACUACGACCUCUGGGCCCAUGAGGAUCCCAACUCCAUCCUGGGCCGCCACAAGAUGCACGUGCCAGCCCCCAAGAUGAAGCUGCCUGGGCACGAGGAGUCCUACAACCCCCCACCUGAGUACCUGCUCAGCGAGGAGGAGAAGCUGGCCUGGGAGCAGCAGGAGCCGGCCGAGCGGAAGCUGAACUUCGUGCCCCAGCAGUACCGGUGCCUGCGGGCAGUGCCUGCCUACUCCCGCUUCAUCCACGAGCGCUUCGAGCGCUGCCUGGACCUCUACCUCUGCCCACGCCAGAGGAAAAUGCGGGUCAAUGUGGACCCGGAGGACCUGAUCCCCAAGCUGCCGAAGCCGCGGGACCUGCAGCCCUUCCCAACCACCCAGGCCCUGGUCUACCGUGGGCACACCAGCCUGGUGCGUUGCCUCAGCAUCUCUCCCAGCGGGCAGUGGCUGGUGUCAGGCUCUGAUGACUGCACGGUGCGGUUCUGGGAGGUGUGCACGGCUCGCUGCAUGAAGACCCUGCCCGUGGGCGGUGUGGUGAAAAGCGUUGCCUGGAACCCCAACCCCACCAUCUGCCUGGUGGCCAUCUGCGUGGAGCAGUCGGUGCUGCUGGUGAACCCCUGCCUCGGGGACAAGCUGCUCUACGGGGCCACCGACCAGCUGCUCGAGUCCUACGUGGCGCCGGAGGAGGAGCGGGUCCAGCCUGUGCAGUGGGUGAUGGCCACCAUGGAGGAGCACAGCAAAGGCGUCCGGCUGGUCAUCCAGCACAGCAAGGCCGUGAAGCAGGUGACCUGGCACGGCAAAGGCGACUACUUCGCCAGCGUCGUCUCUGACAACAGCAACAUGCAAGUGCUGAUUCACCAGACCAGCAAACGCUGGAGUCAGAACCCCUUCCGCAAGAGCAAGGGGCUGGUGCAGUGCGUGCUCUUCCACCCCAUCCGGCCCUACUUCUUCGUGGCCACCCAGCGCUACGUCCGCGUCUACAACCUCCUCAAGCAAGAGCUCACCAAGAAGCUGAUGACGAACUGCAAGUGGGUGUCCAGCAUGGCCAUCCACCCUGGAGGUGACAACAUCAUCUGCGGCAGCUAUGACAGCAAGCUGGCCUGGUUUGACCUGGACCUUUCCACCAGACCCUACCAGCUGCUACGGCACCACAAGAAAGCGCUGCGGAGCGUGGCCUUCCACAAGCACUACCCGCUCUUCGCCUCGGGCUCGGACGAUGGGACUGUCAUCGUUUGCCACGGCAUGGUCGACAACGACCUGCUGCAGAACCCACUGCUGGUGCCCGUGAAGGUGCUGAAGGGCCACGUGCUAACAUUGGACCUGGGCGUCCUCGACGUGCUCUUCCACCCUACCCAGCCCUGGGUCUUCUCUUCUGGCGCUGACGGCACCGUCCGGCUCUACACGUAG